AUGCUCCCCACGGAUUCCCAGACUCUUGACACUAGGCUGUCUACGAAUUUGGCCAAGUACCAUACCGUACUAUCCAAAAUUUCGACUGUAUCGCAGCUGGCAAAGUUACAAGCUGUGAUCUCGAAUGAGCAUUCAACGACACUAAAAUCAUUGGACGAUUACGUCCAACCUUCCCAUACAUCUAUAAACCAAAACGUGCGUGCAUUGGAACUCCAAAGAACCAAACUAACUCAGACGCUAUCCAAGUUACAUCAUGCUUUGGAAGAUAUAUCCAUCUCCAGAGACCUGGCCCAACAAAUUUCAUCACGUAUCAGAUCAGUUGACAAUGAGCGUCAGCGUGUGGCGCAAACCCUUCAGUUUGUGAGCCACGUCCAGAUCUUGAAAAACAACAUCUCCAUGGCUCAUGGUGCCAUCGAGCGCUCGGAUUAUAAGCUUGCAGCCACUAGUAUAGAUGCGAUAUUAAAGCUCCCACCUACCAUUAUAUCUUCCCGUUUCGCGAAUAAAGUUGUGCCUUCCGCGGAAAUUCCAGAAGACCCCCUUGUGCUUGUGGAACAAUGGACCAAUCAGCUCUCAAAAGCUUUCCAGGAGAAAUUCGAGAGCGCAGCUCGCAAUCAAGAUGUCAGCAGUUUAACCUCGAUUUUCCAGCUGUUUCCUUUGAUUCAGAAGUCUAACUUAGGCCUCGAUCUUUAUUCCAGGUAUGUCUGUGAUAUCAUCGCCACGCAGAGUCGUAAACUCAUGACCGGCGCAGCUCCUGAUAACACAACAUUCUACGCCAGAGCGCUACUGCACCUUUUCAAAAUAGUAUCAACUAUCAUCAACGAACAUUCUAAGAUAAUUACAGAGUGUUAUGGUAAGGAGCACAUGGUACAUAUCAUGACUAAGGUUCAACGUGAGGCCGACAUGCAAGCAGGGCUUGUUCUAGAUAGCUUUCUGGAAACCAGAAAGGUUGAAGAGGUCAUACAGUCCAUACAAAAGUUCGAGAAACUUUCAUCGUCCCCAGAUGAACCUGUUAUUGAACCUCCUGCAGUGGGAAGAGUUUCAAACAUAAUAAACGAAUACUCUAUGAUACUGCAAAACUGGUCUAUGUACUGUAGGUUUUUUGCACUAAAAUGGUACGAAUUUGGUGGGGAAAGAGUGAAUGAGGGAGAGUUUCAAUUACCAGCUCCCAUCUUCAAAGGCAAUUUUUACUCGAAGAUCCAUAAUUCAGGAUUCUUGAGUAGUUUUCAGGCAUUAGUGAGAUACUACUUGUCUGCGUCUUUCACGAAAACAAUUAGCCUCGAGUCCUUACCUUCCCUCAACCAGUAUUUGACUAAGAAACCCUAUAAACAUGACGACGUAUCCAGUUAUGCAUUUUCGUCAAUUGUGGAGGACCUUACGCUAAUAAUAAGGAACUGCCUUAUUGUAAAUGUCAAUACUGGUCAGAGUCAACUGCUGGGGCAGUUCCUGGAUUUUCUGGCUCGUUUUCUGCAGAAUGAGUAUCUGAUCAAAUUUCUACAGCAUAAUUUGCGCCAAUUACAGCCACGUUUGACCAGUAAUAUCAUUCUGAAAAAACACGUACCUCCGAUUGAUUCAAAUACUGCCUCGCGGGCGGCUUCUCCAGGUGUAGCAGAUCCUUCGAAACUGUCAAAUUUGAGAUUCAAUUUUAAAGGGGCUGCGUCAAGUGCCCUUUCCAAUAUUCAAUCCAAUAUUCAAGCCGUUUAUGCAGACGAGGAAUCCGUACUCAAAUUGCAUGAGUAUCUCAUUUACGUCAAUACUUUGAGUAUUGGAGGUGUCUUUCUGCAAAAACUACUUUCUAAAGAACUUUUGCAAGACCGGCCCCAACUUCUAAACGACAAUUUUCCCUUCAGCCGUGAAGCCCAAGUGUUGAGAGAAAAAAUCGAAGCCACCGAACAAAAUCUGCUAGCCCAAAACAACAAGCUUCUACAGUGGGCAGUGAAACAAUUGUUCGAAAACUUAUUACAACCCAGAAUCCGGAAAAUGCUGGGUGCUCUGUUUGUGCAGGGCCCGACAAACGAGUACUUUUCUAGUGCUGUAGAUUUCGAGGAUAUGUCGCAUUUGCACCAAUUUUCAACCGACUGGACUGAAUUCAUGAUGCCGUAUGUCAACGUUUUGUACAAGUCAUGUUAUGCCCAGCUAUUGAGUUGUAUUGUAGAUUUCAUGGUUGCGCACAUAUCUUCACGAAUCUGGUCACUUCAGGUGAAUGAGCUUGGUUCCAUCAAGCUUGACCGCGAGCUAAGUUCGCUCAUAGCCCUUGUUUGCGACGAUCAAUACGUGCUACGUGAGAAGUUUAUCAAACUCACCCAAAUUGUGCUUAUUGCUGGAUUUGAGGACGAUGACUUUGAUCCGACCACUAAAGACCUUAAACGCGAAAUUGUCGACAGCAUAAACUGGGUUCUCACUCCAGCAGAAAGGAUACGGGCUGGAGAGCUUAGAAUCGAUAAGCGCCGUUGA
This is a messenger RNA of Lachancea nothofagi CBS 11611, 2451 nucleotides long. The record is from the annotation of a GenBank genome assembly. Lineage: Eukaryota; Fungi; Ascomycota; Saccharomycetes; Saccharomycetales; Saccharomycetaceae.